AUGGAAAUUGAUCCUGCACGAUACGACAAUCGCGUCGAGGGAGGACUCUAUGAUGAUGUCGUCAGACAGCUUAUGGCGCUACCGAAAGGAAUGUCCUUAGGGGACGCCACCUACAAGGACGACUUCACUCGCGAGACCAACGUUAAUACGGGGAAUUUCGCCUACAAAUGCAAAGAUAACGGGGUUGAGUAUGAAACCGUGCUGGUUGGCGAAAUCUUACCUCGUCCAUGUGGAACCAAAUUUAACGCGAUAGGCAAUCACUACCUUGGAACAGUGAACACUCCAAACGUUAUUGACGAUAAAACACGUGUCAAAGGUAUCUUCGCCUUGGGACAACCAACGCAAGCUACCGAAAUGAUGUACGUCACUUUUGGUAACCAAAUCGCCACCUUGGACGACAUCAUACAAAGUGACAUGGAGGAGCUAAAGAGACAGAACAAGGACAUGAACGUUAAAGAAUGGACGGCGCACGCAGGGACAGACCAGAGUGGUACACCUGAGUACAUCAUCGUGAACACGGACCAAUUGUACGCAGUUCCUAAAGGGACGCAGCAGGCCGUUCAAGGCAAACGCGCGAGAGUAGCGAAGAAGACAAUCAAUGACACGAUCGAGCAUGGAGAAGGCAAAGUAGCCAAAAAUAAUGCGGUCGCCGGAGGGAGCAAAGACAAUACGCAAGAGACUGAGAUCACGACGAACACAUUCUACGAUUUGACGAUCCUCCCGGACUACGGAGGAGACCUGUUUCAACAUGUCAACGCGAAACUCCGUCAGCUCGAUAUCAGAGAUGUGGAGAACCAAUUGAUCCCACCUCAGAACUGGUACACAAGCCUCAAGCGUGGAAUGCUCGUCAUGAUCAGGGCAACCCUCCACGCUUUCAAUUGGAAAGAACGUCGAGUAUAUCAGCUAAACGGACAUACUAUUCGCGUAUUGGAUGCCUCCAAAUUAGAGGUGGAGCCAUUGAGCUCGCAACCCAAUGGAUUUGAUAUUGGUGGAAGCUCGUCGACCUCCAAUUCGCGAGUAUCGGACGCGAUGGCAAGUGUCCAAUUGGGAAAAAGGGGAAGACAAGAAUGA
Suillus plorans is the source of this 1071-nucleotide messenger RNA. RefSeq lists its product as uncharacterized. The transcript is spliced from 4 exons. NCBI's taxonomy places the organism in Eukaryota, Fungi, Basidiomycota, Agaricomycetes, Boletales, Suillaceae. Bases 1 to 1071 code for a protein of 356 amino acids. The record is from RefSeq and is a predicted model, not a curated record.